Messenger RNA from Myxocyprinus asiaticus (Chinese sucker), 3697 nucleotides. RefSeq names its product AMP deaminase 2-like. Gene Ontology annotation, cellular component: cytosol. Gene Ontology annotation, biological process: IMP salvage; AMP metabolic process. The record is from RefSeq and is a predicted model, not a curated record. NCBI's taxonomy places the organism in Eukaryota, Metazoa, Chordata, Actinopteri, Cypriniformes, Catostomidae. The coding region runs from base 150 to 2573 and encodes 807 amino acids. The transcript is spliced from 18 exons. Gene Ontology annotation, molecular function: AMP deaminase activity.
CAAAAGUUCCUGGAACUUAAACGGACUGAACCGGAGUUUAUUCACAACAUUAUCCGAACUGACAUCUGGAGUAACGGAACCGAUCAGCUGAUAUCAAAGUUGAUCUGCGAUUAAUAAAUACUGUUAAGAAUCAUCAUUUUCAUCAGCAAAUGAAUUUGGAUCAAUUCGGAUCAGAAUCUACAAACAUGACGAAUCUAUGCGGUUCAUCUGAUCAGAGGCCGUUGCUCUCUCAGCGUUCUCUGCCCGGCACGCCUGUCACUCACAAACAUCUGCCUAUAGACCUGCGCACAUCAAUGGACGGAAAAUACAAGGAGAUCGCCGAGGAGUUGUUGGCGAGGAGUCUGACAGACAGUGACAUGCGUUGUGCUCCGUACGAAUUUCCUGAAGAGAGUCCCAUAGAACAACUCGAGGAGAAACGACACAGACUGGAACGCCAGAUUAGCCAAGAUGUCAAGCUUGAGCCCGAUAUUCUGCUGCGAGCAAAACAAGACUUCAUGAAAAUAGACAGCGCUGCCGAUCUCGAGGGUCUGAAGGGCAGUCAUGAGGAUGCUGUUGAUCAUUUAGAGAGAGAGACAGGGAUGGAGAGAGGCUUCCAGCAUGUGUCUAUAUCAGGAGAGGAGAAGUGUGGGGUUCCCUUCACGGAUCUGGUGGACGCUGCGAAGUGUGUAGUGAAAGCUUUGUUUAUCAGAGAGAAAUACAUCACUCUGUCACUGCAGACGUUCUGUAAGACCACCGCACGAUCUCUACAGGAGCUCAAUCACAGACCACUGGACCUCAGCAUGUAUGAAGACCUUCACGAGAGUCCCGUCGACUCAGAUGCCCCCGUUCACCCCCCGGUGUCUAAAACGCACCCGUAUGAGCCUCAGAAUCUGAAGAACCUGCCGUGUGACACGGGCUACAGCUGCAAGAUGGUGGAUGGAGUUUUUCACGUCUACACCAAACAAAACCCCAUGGAUAAGAACACAGAAGUGGACCUGCCAUAUCCAGAUCUACAGGAAUAUAUCGCUGACAUGAACGUCAUGAUGGCACUCAUCAUCAAUGGCCCCGUGAAAUCAUUCUGCUACCGUCGGCUACAGUAUUUGAGCUCAAAGUUUCAGAUGCAUGUUCUUCUAAACGAGUUAAAGGAACUCGCAGAGCAGAAGAAAGUACCGCACAGAGAUUUCUACAACAUACGCAAGGUGGACACUCAUAUUCACGCAUCGUCCUGCAUGAAUCAGAAGCAUCUGUUGCGUUUCAUCAAGAGUGCGAUGAAGAAAUACCCUAAUGAGAUCGUUCACAUGGAGGGGGGGCGGGGCCAGACGCUGAUGGAGGUGUUCGAGAGCAUGAAUCUGACUGCAUACGACCUCAGCGUCGACACGCUCGACAUGCAUGCGGACAGGAAUACGUUCCAUCGCUUUGACAAAUUCAACUCCAAAUACAAUCCCAUUGGAGAAUCUAUACUGAGAGAAAUCUUCAUCAAAACAGACAAUCACAUCCACGGCAAAUACUUCGGUCAUAUCAUCAAGGAAGUGAUGUCAGACCUUGAGGAGAGUAAAUAUCAGAAUGCAGAGUUGCGUCUGUCCGUGUACGGCCGCUCAAUGGACGAGUGGGACAAACUCGCGGAGUGGGCCGUUUGUCACUCCGUUUAUUCUGAUAACGUCCGCUGGCUCGUCCAGAUACCGCGACUGUUUGAUGUUUACCGCACAAAGAAACAACUGACGAACUUCCAGCAGAUGUUGGAGAACAUCUUCUUACCUCUGUUUGAGGUGACCAUCAACCCCAGCAGCCACCCACAAUUACAUCUGUUCCUGCAACACGUGUUGGGUUUCGACAGUGUGGAUGACGAGUCUAAACCAGAGCAUCACAUCUUUAAUCUGGACAGUCCGUCACCUGCGCGCUGGUGUGACGACGAUAAUCCGCCGUACUCGUACUAUCUGUACUACAUGUACGCUAACAUGACCGUACUCAACCAUCUGCGCAGGAGGCGGGGCUUUAACACCUUCGUGUUGCGACCUCAUUGCGGGGAGGCGGGGCCUGUUCAUCACCUGGUCUCUGGAUUCAUGCUGUCAGAAAACAUCUCACACGGACUGCUGCUUAGGAAGGCUCCGGUUCUGCAGUAUCUGUACUAUCUGGCUCAGGUGGGCAUCGCGAUGUCUCCUCUCAGUAAUAACAGUCUGUUCUUGAGUUAUCACCGGAACCCGUUACCAGAGUAUCUGUCACGCGGUCUGAUGGUGUCGCUGUCCACCGACGACCCGUUACAGUUCCACUUCACUAAGGAGCCUCUGAUGGAAGAGUACAGUAUCGCUGCUCAGGUCUGGAAACUUAGUUCAUGUGACAUGUGUGAACUGGCCAGAAACAGUGUGUUAAUGAGCGGAUUCUCACACAGGACUAAGAGUUAUUGGUUGGGUCCAGACUACAAUAACGAGGGGCCCGUCAGUAACGACAUCCGCCGCACAAACGUUCCCGACAUCCGUGUGGCGUACCGACACGAGACUCUGUGCGAGGAACUUCACCUGAUCACACAAGCUGUCAGGACACAAGAACUGGACCUCAUCGAGGAGGAAGACAUGCUGUCAUUCACGCCUGGCCUAUAAACACGCUAAAUAAAGCCAUAAACCUCCAAUCGGCAAGCUAGAUAAUCCCAAAACCCCGCCCACCAUCAGGACCAAGUGAACAUGCUCAUCUCUGCCUGCGUCAUUUCAGAAUAACUCGAGUGCAUGUUUAGAGAAACAUAUAAGCUAUGCAUAGAUAGAAGAUAAUGUGUGUGUUAGUAUGAGGGGCUAUUUCACGUUAUACCUCAUUUAUAAGCCCCGUUAUAACAUCACAGCACAUUCAUGUGCCUUUUAGUUUAAACAAACUAUUUUUAUUUUGUAUUAUUAUUCUCUGUGAAUAUGUCUCGCACUUAUUAUUUUACGCUUGCCUUCUCUUAGUCUUUGUGAUUUUUUGUUAUUUUAAAGUAAUGCUUCUCUGAUGGCUGGACUGUUUAAUGAAUGUUCAGACUGUUCUGUAGGUGGCGCUGUAGAGCCAAUAACUAUGAAGAAUAUUUUUCUAACCAUAAACCUCCUCUAACCAAAUGUAAUAUCAACCUUAACGCAAGAGUAUACUUCGAAAGGCUUAAAGCUCCAGUGUGUAAAACAGCACGCGGAAAAACUGAAGGUUACGGUAUACGCCGUUCCGUCGAACGGUGCAUAGACGUAGUGGCACGCAGAAAACCGUAGUAUACUUUGGCCUGAACAUAUGAAGGUUUUUAAGAAGUUUACAGAUAUAUAUGAAGGUAGUUUAAUGUUAGUAAUUUAUGUAUAUUUUCUGAUACUCUAGAUAUUAUUGAACUAGACCAUAAAACAUUCGUUUAACAGGCUUCAUGUUUUUAUUGCAUCAGCAGUUUCAGCGUACCAUUAAACUGACUGUUGAUAUCUACAAAGCAUUACUACAAAUAUUCCCAUAAUGAUUCACAAUAGUUUCAUUAUAAACUCGCACAAAAGUGAAUGCAAGAUCAUUGUUCACAUUGAGAAAACAAAUGCAUGAUUUAUUAAUGUAGCACGACCAAAAACAGACCAAAGCAUUAUCCCACAUAGAUAACGCAAAGGAUCAACUAUUUUCUGUUAUUAUAAAAAUAUAGUUUUAUGUGAAUGAUUGAGAUGAUGCUAGUUUUCUGGCCCAGCGGUAUUGAUCAGAUAAAAGAGUAUUUUGUUGAUUUUAAUAAAGCAUGUAUACAGUU